Messenger RNA from Chaetomium globosum CBS 148.51, 2130 nucleotides. RefSeq lists its product as uncharacterized. The record is from RefSeq and is a predicted model, not a curated record. NCBI's taxonomy places the organism in Eukaryota, Fungi, Ascomycota, Sordariomycetes, Sordariales, Chaetomiaceae. The transcript has 8 exons. The coding region runs from base 1 to 2130 and encodes 709 amino acids.
AUGGCGCAUGUGCGGGAUGCCUCGUUCAACCCGUCUUCUCCCCACUCAUCGAGUGGUGGUGUCGAUUCUUACAAAUAUGAGGGAACCCCGGAUACCAAGCUCACCGUGUUCUCUCCUGAUGAGAACCCGGCCAAAUCUAACAGGCUGUUAACCACCCUCGGGCUUGACGGCCCUUCCAGCCACACUGCCCAAUACCACCAUGUCGGGCCCGAAGGCUUUGGCAAUACAAGUUCAGCCACCGUUGAGAAGGAUCCUUUCAUCUCUAACACAACUAGUAAGGGAGAACAGAAGUUGUCACCUACCGCCUCGGCAUUUCGCCCUCUUUCGGUUCCCCUCGUGGCCCAUGGAUCGCUCAAUGCGUCGCCCGGAAUGAAUGCUGGUCUUGGUGUCAACCGUCAACUUUUCGCGCCCCAAGCUACAGCCAAAUUCAGCUGCGAUCUGGGAAUCUCGCGCUGCCUUGUUCUCUACUCACCUUCUUUCCCGAUCACCGUUACUGACGCUGAAGGAUAUCUCGCAGGUAAACGCAACCUGGUCACCGCCGAGGGCCGGGUCUACCUUCAUCUUCCUAACGUACGGGAUGCCCGGAACAUCCACGACAACGUACAACUUGGUUCUCCGCACUGGUGUGCCGAGUAUAUCGCCGCGGCCGAAUUCCACAAGGCCUGUGGGCCGGUGGCUCAAAUUGACCCGAUCUGCGACGGAAAGAUUCAGAUCACUGCAUUUGAUGAAGGUGUCAAUUUCGGCGCCGUUCACGUUGAAACUGUCGUCCAUACUUUCUUGGAAACCCAGGGUGAGGUAUUCGCGCUUCUGCGGCAAAGCGAGACGAACGACCAGACUUUCCGGGCUUCGGUUGAAUUUUCAGACGCCGAUAUUGCCAUCUCCGUUGUUCACAAGUUCAAUAGGGCCACAUUGGGUUUGAACGGGGUGGCAACCAUGUCUCGGCCGGUUGAGGGUUACAACCCUCCUUUCAAUGAUUCGCAAACCAUCGAUCACAACAUUACAAGUGCCUUUCAAGGUAUGGGUGCCUCAGAGAACCCCCAGCGACCAACUGGACUUCUCGCACCUGGCCGGUUCAAUCAAUCACCUGCCCGACUUCGUGCCCAGCCGCAGCAAUACGCCGUGUAUCCAGUUGUCUAUCAUGGUCUCCAGUCUGCCGCACCGGGCCGGCACAUGCUUGACCAGACUCCGACACGCGGCCAGGGUGUUGCCCAUAUGGCGCCAAUGACUCCUAUUUCAGGAAACAUGCCACUUAUGACGCCACUGUUCAAUACUACUCCUCCGGAUACACCGAUGGCAAUGCACAGCGACUUCACCAGCCCGAGAGUCACGCAGCCGUAUGGGCGUCAAGGUCUUGACACGCGCCGCCAUACCGCCAUGCGGGUCAACCGCACUCCAUACUUCAAUAACGCUGGUCAUCACAACCACGUUGAUGUCAACCGCAUCCGAGACGGCAUUGACGUCCGAACUACUAUCAUGUUGCGAAAUAUCCCCAACAAAGUCGAUCAGGCUAUGUUAAAGCGUAUUGUCGAUGAGUCGAGCUGGGGCAAGUAUGAUUUCAUGUACUUGCGCAUUGAUUUUGCCAACGACUGCAAGUCAGUAUUAGCCUACUCUUCGCAUCCAUCCUACCUUAUUGACGGUCCGUUUUUAGUGUUGGUUACGCCUUCAUCAAUUUCGUGGAUUUCGUCAAUGCCCGAGGCAACCAACGCUGGAAUUGCUUCAAGAGCGACAAGGUCGCCGAGAUCUCCUACGCGAGUACGUUCUCUAACGAUUUCACUCGAGAAGUUUGGAUUCCAUGCUGACGCUUCGAAGCCAUUCAAGGGAAAGAUUGUCUGGUUCAGAAAUUUCGUAACAGCUCCGUCAUGCUGGAAGCGCCUCAUUAUCGACCCAAGGCCGGAUCUGGCUGGCCAGGAGGAACCGUUCCCGGAGCCUGACAACCAGUCCAAAAUGAAGCGCAGCUGCGAGAAUGCUGAGCAUGUCGGGCUCUUCACGCCCAACGCUGGCCAGCAUUUCCGUGAUGAGCAGCGCCGCCGGCGUUCUCAGUACGACCGUGGCACCAGGCUUGCGGCCCUGGAGGAGUACGACUACGAUGCUCACGCCCAGCAGCACGGAUACUUCGGACAGCAGCAGUAG